AUGGUUGGUGAACUGCAGGAGUACACCCGCGAACGCGUCGAAGUGUACCCUCUGGAACCACUUUCACGUAUUUCGGCGCGCAAUAUCGAAGGCAACGACAUUGUCCAGCCACCUCCUCUGGCCUCCUUGUCCAACCUUUCAGCACCAGUGAUCGCAGCGACGUAUGUAUAUGGUGACCUGGAAAAUCUAGAAGCGCAGCUUUGGUCAUUCGACGACUUUUUGAAGGAGAGUGCACAUAAAUGGUAUGAUGCGUCUGAUUCUCAUUGGAGGUCGCAACUUUUAGCUAUGGAGCAAACAAGCGCAUUUUUCUAUGGCACUCUUAUGCACCCGAAGAUUCUCAAACGGGUGAUUCGCAACGAUGGUGCCCAUCUACAAGUUUGUCCGGCGCUACUCUUGAACUAUACCCGCCACAAAGUCAAGUACGCGGAUUAUCCUGGAGUUAUUCCCUAUACGAAGAGCCGAGAGCUGUUCGAUCACGACCUGAAUGAAAUGGAAAAUAAUGGGCGAGGGACCUUAGUCGUUGGGUUGACUGCGAAAGACAUGGGUUAUCUGGAUAUCUUUGAGGGAUCUCAAUAUACUCGCGAACGAGUCAAGGUAUACCCUCUGGAAGCACCUGUUAGACUUUCGAAUCAUACAAUUGAGGAACACCCUUCUGCUCAUCCAGCGGCGACUGAACUCUCGGAUUUGGUGGAAGCGGUGACCUACGUUUUUAAAAACUGGAGACAUCUAGAACCAAAGCUUUGGUCGUUUGAAGAAUUCGUGAAAGAGAGCGCAUGGAAGUGGCAUUCUUGA
Molecule: messenger RNA, 792 nt
Organism: Laccaria bicolor S238N-H82
Lineage: Eukaryota; Fungi; Basidiomycota; Agaricomycetes; Agaricales; Hydnangiaceae
Exons: 5
Coding region: 1-792 (263 amino acids)
Source: RefSeq, a predicted model, not a curated record